This is a messenger RNA of Penaeus monodon (black tiger shrimp), 2772 nucleotides long. RefSeq names its product facilitated trehalose transporter Tret1-like. NCBI's taxonomy places the organism in Eukaryota, Metazoa, Arthropoda, Malacostraca, Decapoda, Penaeidae. Gene Ontology annotation, cellular component: membrane. Bases 924 to 1907 code for a protein of 327 amino acids. The transcript is spliced from 7 exons. The record is from RefSeq and is a predicted model, not a curated record. Gene Ontology annotation, molecular function: transmembrane transporter activity. Gene Ontology annotation, biological process: transmembrane transport.
CUCGGACCCUCAUUCUCUUAUUGGCUUCGGAGGCGAGAACACCGCGGCCGGAUCCUUGUUUUUUGUAAUAGAUAAAUAGAUAAUUUAGGUGCAUUGAUAUACUAUUUUUGGUUUUCUUUUGUUGAAAAGGAGUUCAGUUUGUCUGCUGUUGUUUAUUUCUUGUUUUACGUUUUUUUUUGUAUUUUUUUUUUGGGGGGGGGGGAAGCAUUGUGCAGUUUUAAUUAUUUUAUUAUUUUUAUUUAUAUUAUAUUUAUUUAUCUAUUUUAUUUUGCGUUCCGUUUUCUGUUGCGUUUUUUUUUCUUUCUUUCUUUCGGGAACUUCGUCGUUUUGAAAGAAAUUUUGUAUUGUGUUUUUUUCCUUCGCUCUUUCCCUCUACCUACCUCUUUUAUGUGUCUAUGCGAAUUAUCGUUUAGUUUGCGUCGAUGAGAAGAAGCAGAAGAGAAGAAGAAAGUGGAAAUAGGGAAACACAACGAUGGAGAAAGAAUCAUACGAAAUAGACGCUUUGGAACAAAAAGAUGAGGAAAUGGAUGCUUAUAAGGGCGAAGAACCGACAGCAGUUAGGAGGAAAAGAGAACUUAAGCAGGUGGGCUUGGUGAGUCUGGUGGGUCUGUCUUACUUCUCACUGGGUGCCAUGCUCCCGUGGCCCUCCCCGGCACUCUCCGAUAUGGCCGAGAAUAAUGCCACUCUUGUUGGCACUGAAAUUUUUCUCACGUCGGCUGAGAAGGAUAUGACAGGCAGCCUCGUGUACCUAGGGACGCUUUUCGGGGCGUGGGUGGCAGGUUUCCUCGUGAGCGCUGUUGGGCGGCGUCGAUCCCUGCAGCUGAUCGUGGCGCCCUUAUGUGGUGGGCUGGCUCAUCAACGGCCUCGCCCCCAACCCCCCUGUGCUGCUCACUGGAAGGUUCAUCCUGGGUCUCGCGGGCGGCAUGACCACCAUCGCCGGCUACGCCUUCGUGGUGGAGCUGGCGGACGCCCACCUGCGCGGCACCAUGGCCACCAUCCCCACCAUGGGCAUCGUGCUGGGCGGCCUGUACACGGUGUCCCUCGGCUACGUGCUGGCGUGGCACGUCCUCGCCUUCGUUUGCAUCCUGCCGCCGCUGCUACUUCUCGCCGGCUCCUUCUUCCUGCCGGAGUCGCCGUCCUACCUCGUGGUCAAGGGGCGUCGCCAGCAGGCACUCGUCAUCCUGCGGAGCCUGCGCGGGGACUACGCCGACGUGGAGGCCGAGGUGGCCGACCUGGAGCGGCGGAACCGCGUGGGAGGCGGAGAGGGCGGCUGGCGGGGCCUGCUGAAGGCGGACGUGCUCAAGCGCAUCGCCGUCGUCGUCACCCUGUUCGCCCUCAUGCAACUGUGCGGCAACUUCGUGUUCAUGAUCUACACGGCGCGCGUCCUGCAGGCGACGGGGGCGCCGUUGGACCCCGACGCCAUCACGGCCAUCGCGGGGGCGCUCAAAGUGGGCGGGACGCUCGCCGCCAUCCUGCUCAUGGACCGCGUCGGCCGCAGGAACUGCCUCAUCGGCUCGCACGCCGUCAACGCCGCCUGCCUCCUCAUCCUCGGCACCUACGUCCACCUGGCCGAGGGCGCCGAGCCGGGUGACGACUCCUUCGACAGGCUGAAAUGGGUCCCCACCGUGUGCGUGACUGUCUCCCUGUUCUUCUGUGACAUCGGCGUCCACCCUGUGCCCUAUGUCCUUUCAUCGGAGUACUUCCCGACCAACCUCAGAGCUCAGGCAUCCUCCAUCUGCAUCUCGACUGGAACGAUAUUCACCUUCCUCGUCCUCCAGCUCUACAGCCCUAUGAUGGAGCUCCUCACGCAGGCCGGCCUCUACUGGUUCUAUGGGGCGACCAGCGUAGUGGGGGUCGUGUUUUGCUUCGUUGCUGUGAUUGAGACGAAGGGAAAGGCUGUUGGGUGAGAGGGGUGGGAGGUUGGAGGGAUGGGGGUAGGAGGGGUAGGGGUGUGAGGGGUAGGGGUGAGAGGGGUAGGGGUGAGAGGGGUAGGAGGUGAGAGGGGUGGGGGUAGGAUGGGUGGGGGUGAGAGAGGUUAUAAGUGGGGGUGAGAGGGAUGGGGAUAUAGGGGUGGGGUUGAGUGGGGUGUGGUUGGAGGAUGGGAGGAUGGGGGUGGCGGUGAGGGUGAGGGAUUGGGGGAGUUGAGGGAUCGGGAUAAGAGGUUGUAAGGAGGGAAGUGAGGGAAAAGGGGGAUAGAUUGAGGAGGGGGGGGGGGCGUAAGGGUGAGAGUCACGAUGAGGGUGAUGGCUGGGUUAAGGGACCAAGAGUUUCACUGAAAAAAAAAAAAAAAAUAUAUAUAUAUUGUUAAGGGUAGCGAAUCUAAAUAAUCUGAGCAUAUUGAACGUGGAAUCAUAUUGUCAUCAUAUCAGGGUAUUCCGAUAUAUACUUGCCUUGUACCUUUCAGGUAUCUCGGAAUAUGGUGAAAAGUGCCAAAUUUUCACCUUAUUUCAUAUUCUUUUUUCAAUCUUUUGUACUUGUGUUCCACUUUUUUUUUUAUAGCAUCGAUACAAACUAUUCAAAGGUGUGUAUGUAUGUAUGAACAAAAAAAAAGAGAAAAUGAACGAAAAUAACAAUGAACUGUAGUCAUUAUUCAUUGUUCUUUUCUCUUUGUGUGAAUCUGUUUAUCUUUUGUUUUUGUGUGUAAUGAAACCAACGAAUAAUUAUGCAAACGUGUAAGAAUUAUGAAUGAUCAAUGGUGUAUGUAACUUCAUUCAUGAUUUAAUAUACUUGUUAGGGGCUUAUGCUCAUUUUAAUAAAAGUUUAAUAACAAUU